CCCGUAGCCUCGGGCCCCUCCAUCUCAAUAUCUCACGACAGCUUUACUUACAUGUUACAACGUGGUAACUUCAAGGCUGACUUUAACAUUCCUUGUCAACUUUUACAGAUCUACUGCCUCCACCGUUUCUUUGUGCCCGAACCUCUACACUCUCCUAAAUUAUGCGCUGAGGCUUGCCGUCAUUUGCUGCUGGCCAUGUCUGAACCCGGGAGCUACAAGCAACGAAAGGAGGACUUUGUGUCCAAUCUCUCCGGCGGCUCUGUCGCAGAAAUCAAUUAUGUUACAUCCGUUGCGGCUGUAGCAAUUAUUCUAUGGUCCGUCCUCCAAGCCCGCCAGUCCUUCUUCGAACCGUAUACGGUACUCGCAUUCGCUGUUGAUUUCCUCCUCAACGUUGGAGCCAUUCUCCUGUCGAUAACUCUCUAUUCGAAAUCACCGCUUCUUCUGAACCUUCUUCUCAUUACGCCCGCGGUUUUCAUCUUCGUCCUCCCACCUCAAUCUGCAGAUCGAAAGAAGAAGCUCAAGGUCCCUCCAAAUGCGCGGUCCAAGGAAAACUCCGGGCAGCUUGAUGUCUUAUCAACAAAGCCUUUCCUCACAAACUUUCGCGGUUGCAUGAUGAUUGUCACCUGUGUGGCCAUUCUUGCUGUCGACUUUCGCUUGUUUCCUAGACGGUUUGCCAAGGUUGAGACAUGGGGUACUUCUCUGAUGGACUUAGGUGUUGGAUCCUUUGUCUUCUCAGCGGGCCUUGUUGCAGCUCGUCCUGUACUGCGCGAGAAAGCGAUAGGUCGCACAACAGGCCGGGCAACACCCCUUUCCCACCGGAUCGUGCAUUCGCUGCGCCAUUCUAUUCCACUGCUAGUGUUAGGGUUGAUACGUUUCCUGAGUGUUAAGGGCUUGGACUACGCCGAACAUGUGACAGAAUAUGGCGUUCACUGGAACUUCUUCUUCACGCUUGGGUUUCUGCCCCCUUUUGUUGCCAUCUUCCAGUCAGCUCUGAAAUGGAUUCCUUCAUUUGCAGCCCUGUCGUUGUUGGUGGGCGUCACAUAUCAAAUUCUGCUUGAAGCCACUAGUCUGAAGGCGUAUGUCUUGACGGCGCCCAGGACCGACCUAAUCAGCAUGAACCGGGAAGGCAUUUUCAGCUUCAUUGGAUACCUGGCAAUUUUCCUUGCUGGGCAAGAUACGGGCAUGUUUGUCAUUCCCCGUAACAUCCCUCCUAAGAGUACCGCCAGCCCCGGAGCUCAGAGGAACACCCUUCUGAUGACUAUGGCUGUUUGGGGUGGUGUCUGGACUGGACUCUAUUUGCUCUCCACGAAUUACCACUAUGGUUUCGGUUUGGCAGUAUCCCGUCGCAUGGCAAAUUUACCCUAUGUUUUGUGGGUUGUUGCCUUCAACACCUUGCAAUUGUUGGGUUUUGCGGCCAUUGACACGAUAUUCUUCCCUACCUUCUAUAAUGCACAAGACGCAAAGACAGAGAAGGAGGCUUAUAUGCAAGCCACCAGCCGUGUAAUCCGAGCAUACAACCGUAACGGAUUGGCCAUCUUCUUGUUGGCAAACUUGUUGACUGGCUUGGUCAAUAUGACAGUCAAUACGCUGGAUGCUACUCCCGUACUGACAAUGGGAAUAUUAGUUGCAUAUACCGCAACUAUCACAGGGGUCGCAGUGGCAUUAGAUGCUUAUAAUAUCAGCUUUAAGCUUUAAACAUCGCAUCUGGCAUUUCGAUCUCACAUAUCUAGCGCAGCAUUUCGUCAGCUUUGUGGUCAUUAUAGAGUUUACUUAAUAGAACGUGUUAAAAAUACGCAGAUAUAAGUUGAACUUGUGUUGGCUCCAUUGGUACACGUGAAUUCAAACGCUAGAAUUUAACUUGACCACACUGGACGGCCGCUUCAAUUUACCAACUUCCAGUGGUUCAUGGCUAGCAAAUUUUCUAAGCAUUGCGCAUGACUUUCUAAUACAUUUCAGAGGUGAGUUGCAACAGGUUUGCAUACCGUGUUGUUUCUCGUAGAUGUAUGCAUAAAUAAGACAAGGACC
Molecule: messenger RNA, 2025 nt
Organism: Fusarium verticillioides 7600
Lineage: Eukaryota; Fungi; Ascomycota; Sordariomycetes; Hypocreales; Nectriaceae
Product: GPI-anchored wall transfer protein 1
Exons: 2
Coding region: 52-1695 (547 amino acids)
Biological process (GO): protein localization to plasma membrane; GPI anchor biosynthetic process
Cellular component (GO): endoplasmic reticulum; membrane
Molecular function (GO): glucosaminyl-phosphatidylinositol O-acyltransferase activity
Source: RefSeq, a predicted model, not a curated record